AUGGCAGAUAACACAACUUCUAGCUGCGAUUUUGAACUGCUCCAAGGGAUUCACAUCGAGGCACUUGUUUUUGCCUACUGCAUCAUUGUAUCGGUAGAAAGUAUUCUAGUUGUUGUGGUAGUCUACCGUACCAAAGCCUUGCACACAAACAGCGACAUUAUUGUUGCCUGCUUAUCCCUGACAGACAUCCUACUGUGUUGUUCAUUUACAGCUCACGGAAUCAAAGCUCUUGCAGGUUCUAUCUUCACCAAAUUCCAAAAGAACCUCUUCGUUAUUUUUCUGUUUGGCGAUUGCUACGGAGGCGUCCUGAUCUCCGUCACGCAUCUAGGUCUGGCAGCGAUUGAUCGAUACAUUCAAAUUGCGCAUCCAUUUUACUACAUGAAGUUUGUGACGAAGAGGCGUAUCUUCCGGAUUCUUCUGGUCAUUUGGUUAAUAGGUUUUGUUUACACGAUGUUCCCUUUGGCAGUAUACACCAGUGACACCUAUAGUGAAAAAUGUAUUUUAAUACACCCACCUUGGGAAUAUUUCUGCUUACUUUUCAUAGUAUAUCUGGCAAAUGUUAUCGCUGUGUUUGUCAGUUACCUGAAGAUUGCCCAUUUGGCCUUUAAACAUAAUAAAUCUGCCAAUAUUCGACGGUUACACAAUGAAGACAAGGCAAGCGAUGUCAUAUUCUUGCAAAACCGAAAGGCGGCUCUGAGAAGUCUCAAAUUCUUUAUCGUUAUGUUUGGCGCCUUUAUGUUAUUUACUUCACCGUCUAUUGUAAUAACAUUUGUAAAUAAGUUCCAUGAUCUGCCUUCUUUUGUGUAUUUGAUCACUGUGAUAACACUUAUGCUCAACUCGUUCACAAACUGUCUAAUUUAUGCUUUUUUGAGAAAGGAAUUUCUGAAAGCUUUAGUGGAGACUUUCAAAAAUGUAAGAAAGAAUCUCUGUAUUAAACUUUAA
Candidula unifasciata is the source of this 942-nucleotide messenger RNA. The record is from the annotation of a GenBank genome assembly. Lineage: Eukaryota; Metazoa; Mollusca; Gastropoda; Stylommatophora; Geomitridae.